GACCGUCGUUUUAGAUUACCAGAUGUGAGCAAUAUAUAUACAGUUACACUACGUAUAGUAUUUUAGCAGCCAAGUCCAACCAAAACCAGUUUUCUGCAAUAAAAUAAUCUAGGGUUUCUGAUUUCAAAAUGUCCGACGAAAAUAGCUCUAUAGUCGAAGAACAAGAACCAAAACCUUCAACAAUGUCCGAAACAGAAGAAACCCAACAACACGAGAUCAAGCACACAGACAAGACCAACAAACCUUUCAGCAUUUGGCCACCGUCGCAGCGCACUCGCGACGCCGUCGUUAACCGCCUCAUCGAGACCCUCUCCACCCCCUCCGUCCUCUCCAAGCGCUACGGAUCCGUCCCCCACGACGAGGCCGCCGCCGCCGCCCGCCGCAUCGAGGACGAGGCCUUCGCCGCCGCCCGCGGCUGCGGCCUCGACGAGGACAUCGAGAUCCUCCAGGUCUACUCCAAGGACAUCAGCAAGCGCAUGCUCGAGGUGGUCAAGUCCAGAUCCGCCUCCGCUUCGACACCGGACAGCAGUGGCACUGUGGAUCCUACCUCCACCGCAAGUGAGGAAACAUCAUCUGUUGAACAUGAAUCUUGAUCUUUCAUUUCUAGGGUUUUCUUUUAGCUUUAUGUCUCAUAUAUAUUAGCUCACUUGAACUACUAUAAUAAUAUCUGCUUGUACUCAUGGAUUUGCUGCUUGUUCGUUUUGUGUUUAAUUAUAUACCGACUAUGUUGUGAUAUGA
Molecule: messenger RNA, 738 nt
Organism: Cornus florida
Lineage: Eukaryota; Viridiplantae; Streptophyta; Magnoliopsida; Cornales; Cornaceae
Product: MFP1 attachment factor 1-like
Exons: 1
Coding region: 129-593 (154 amino acids)
Biological process (GO): lateral root development; mitotic cell cycle
Source: RefSeq, a predicted model, not a curated record